CCCACCUUCCCCCUUGACCUCACCUCCCUCAUCUUCGUCUCCUCUCUCAGUUGAGCUCUGCUAGGUGCACUGUCGAGUCCCGCAGAGCUUUGUCCUUUUCUCAGUCAAGAUGUCCUGGACCCGAGGACUCGUCCUGUCUCUGCUCACUGCCCUGCUCAUCUUCACCUUUUCCAGUGUGGUGAAAAGUGCUGCAGUGCGGGAUGGCUCCAAACCAGCUGAUGCUAAAGGUGCAGCCCCGCAGGUGUUCAUGCCCGAGUCGGACGCCUCAAACUUCUUCAAACGCCGCAGCCGCCGCUCGCCACGAUACUACGCCGAGUUCCUAGCUGAGCAGAGGGUGAGGUUGGCAGCCGACAAGCGAAGGAGGGACUACAAUGAGGAGCAAAGGAGCGAGUACGAGAACUACGUUGAGGAGGACCGUGAUGAGGUAAACGAGAGAUCGAGGGAGACCACUGAGCAGAUGAGAGAGUAUCAUUACGAUGGCCUCUACCCUCGCUACUACUGGUACCACUGAGCUCUGUCCCAUGGAGAUUGGGGCUACAUCUGCCCUCAGUAAUUUACCUUGUACCAAAAGUGACCGUACUCGCUAAAGUUUUUCUCUAUUUGUCCCAUAUCAAUCUACAAGAUACAAGCUCUUCUUUUAUUUUUAUACAGCCUAAACCAUUCAAGAUGUGUGUCCAUGUGAAAAUGUAAAGUGAAAUUCAAAGUGCAGUUUUUGUAUUUUGCUUUUACUGAGUUUUUGAUAUUGUAUGUACAUACAAGCUACACACUGUUGCCUUUUCAUAGUGAGGUACUGUAUAACCAGCAAUAAAACUACCGUUUAUAUACACAGUUAA
Molecule: messenger RNA, 833 nt
Organism: Mugil cephalus (flathead mullet)
Lineage: Eukaryota; Metazoa; Chordata; Actinopteri; Mugiliformes; Mugilidae
Gene: ucmaa
Product: upper zone of growth plate and cartilage matrix associated a
Exons: 5
Coding region: 110-511 (133 amino acids)
Biological process (GO): embryonic skeletal system development; regulation of osteoblast differentiation
Cellular component (GO): extracellular matrix
Source: RefSeq, a predicted model, not a curated record